GUUCUCACUUUCGAAUGAGCUUGGUAGCGCCUCUUUUGAAAAUUCAGCCCCCAGAGCCAGUUUGACUUGGCAACGGGGCAUUUGGUAGGCAUGCCCAUCACGUGCAGUCGGAGAAAACAAAAUCUCAAGAUGCCUUGCCUGAAUACACGCACACACACGCGCACACACACAGAGUCUGCCAUGUUGCUUUGAAGCCGCCGUUUUGGCUCAGUUCCGGAAGGGUUCAGUGCCGGAAGCCAUUUUAAUUUCGCGAGUCCCGUCUAAAAACGACACCGGACGUUAGAGUUUGCCGUUAUAGUUGGAAGUUGUCAUUUCAGGCUCACGUUGGACCUUUCCGGCUUUUGCUUGAAUCGAUGACUUCGUUCAUCUUUGUCGCCGUUGUCGAGCCGCGAUUCUUCACGUCCGGACUUUUAGGCAACGCUCCGAGGAGGCGCCCGUCCUCGUUGCCAUGACGACAAAAGGCGGCUUCCCUCGUACCGGACGGCCGCUUUGAGACGUCGCGUGGCACUUGACGCCAUGUUUGGUGUUUGCUGCACAAGUAGAAGACGAGCGCCGAAGUGGAAGUGAUGAUAAAGUUUACAGGAAGUUCAUAUGACUUAUUUGUGCCAGUUAUGUGUUCCCGCCCGCUUCCUUCGACAUCGUCGGCUUAUCUGCUCUGCCAUUAGUCAUAAACGCACACACGCACACAUUGGGCAGGUCGAGGCCGAGGUUUGGGCGACCAUCUGAUUGGCUCUCGUCUUCUCUUCCUGGUUUCCUGUUUGUGCGUUGUGACAUCGGAAGGUGGCGACCUCUUGGCCUCCUCGUGCUACGGCGGCUCAGUGUUGGAGUUGAGCAAAAGUGGGCACAAGUCAAGUCCUUGAGACUUCUUCAAGCGUUCACUUGAGUCCUCCUUUCCGGGGGACGACUGGGCGGGACGACUUGCCUGAAAGGGUCAAUUGAAACCAAAAUGGCCAACUUGUUGUUCAGCUUCGGGCACGGGUUCUGUUAGAACGGGGAUGUGCGUCCAAUUCGAUGUCGAUGGGGAAACCGUUGCGUGAAUGUCCAAAUGGACUUAAAACAGCUCCUCCAAACUAAAAUGUCUGUUGGGCCCGGUGUCCUUGAGACUUUUGGGUGCGUCCUGUUCUGAUAGGCACGUCCACCCGAUUCGGUGUCCAUCGGCGAAACGGGGGUCGGGGACUCGUUUUCCGAAUUCGCUCAGAUGGCCGCCAGGAUUCACACAACUUGGUGAUUUUGGGUGCCUGCCGCGAGCUCGAACAAGGCGAACGAACGCGGCGGCCCGCUCCCCUCCCGUACGUCGGCCGCCCCUGGCCGUUUGCCACCGGCGGGCACCCGGAGCGCCUCAGUGGCGCCCCCUUCCUCCGCCCCGCCGCCUCUCGAUGUCCUUCACGCUAUCGCCGUCCUUUCCGCUUCAUUGUUUGUGUCGGCACGCUUCCGCGAUGCCCUGCGACCCUCUUGAAGAAAACAGCGCGCUGCCUCGCCGUGCGUUUCCUGGCCUGCCGCUGAGGCUGCUGGGUAUUUAUGAAAGCCGCGCCACAAAAUCGCUUUCCCCUCCACAUUGGCACGUCUGUGUGUGUGUGUGUGUGCAUGCGCCUCUUAUUUACAUGUACGUGUGUGUGCAUGUGUGUGUCUAUUUCUGGCAGCAGCAGUGUGUCCUGUGAUGGUGAGACUGGAAACUGACUACACGACAACAACAUCCGCACACCCACACACACACAAACGCACACAUGCAUGCACUGACACACACACACACGCACAUAUUACAAGCACACACGUACAUUUGUGAUUUCCAAUGUGUGUGUGUGUCUGUGCGCGCAUGUGUGUGAGUGUGCGUGUUUGUGUGUGUGCGUUGCGGUGAAUGUUUGCUGAUCCCAGCACAGCCAAGACUUUGCUUGUUAAUCUUUAAAGGCUUUAUAACUCUUAUGGCUUGUUGCCACAGCAACAUGUCAUAGCAGCUGUCAACCUAGGUGUGUGCGUGUGUCUGUGCGUGUAUAUAGAUGCGUUUGCGUUUGAGCUUUUAUGUCCUGUAAUUUCAAUCUGAUGGCCAUAUCUCACUUUGUGCAAUAACCCUGACCCAAAUCAACAGAACAACUCGAACUAACUUGGCCUCAGUGUUUUGGGCUUGGCCGCCAUGUUUUUCUUGCAGUUUGACGAGUCGUCAUUGAUCGCACCUCUCGCCAGUUAUUAAUGAUAAUCGUCACAAUAGAAAUAAGCAAAAUGGCUGGAGAUAAUCCACCGAGUGAGUAACGCGCGGUGGCCACCACCCGGGGGGGGGGGGGGCAUCCAAUCCGACCCUGGGAAAAUGUAAUUGGAGACGUGAAGUCCCACCACCGUCGACGAUUGUUUUCCAAGGUUGUUCCGAGCCGCCGGCUCCGUCAUGCCCGUCCUCAAGAACCUUCCGGUGCGCCUGAAGGGCGGCGGCCCCACUUUGGACAACGCCCUGUUCAUUCGCAGGAUGAGCCUCAACAUCAGCCCGCGCCACCGCAGCCCCUUCGACGACAGCGCCGCCGCCGACCGAUCCUGGUCGCCGGGCGGAUCCUUCCUGGACGGCGACGUUCCCGGUGACCGCAACCCGUUCGAGGACGAGGAGGACGAGAACGAGGCCAACGAGGGCAAGAAGGUCAAAGGGGGACGAGGCGGCUCGGGGAAAGGGUCCUUCAUCAAGUCGCCCCUGAAGAGUUUGGGGAAGCUGGGCAAGAAUUUGAGGUUGUCGGCCCGAGGGAAGGACGGCGCCGCCGGAUCGCCGUCGCCGCAGGGAACGCCGUCGCCGGCCGACAAGAAGAAGAGGGGUCGCAGGAGCUCGGAAGGAAGCCUGCUGAGGUUUGCGGGCAAAUACCGCGACACCCUGAGCUUCCGCAAAGAGUCUUUGGCCAACGGCGACACAAACUGUUCGGAGAGCGAGUGCGACACGUCCAGCCGCCGCCUGUCCUUCAUGAAGAUGGUCGGCCUGGGCAAGACCAAGCGAGAGUCCGGGGCCGACCCGUCCUCCCAGGCCGCAGAGGACCAGUCGGCGCGCAAGGAGCCCGAGGUGGAGGUCAAGCCCAGGGAGCCGCUGUCAGUGCUGGAGAUCCUCCAGCUGGUGAAGAAGCGCGACCUCCUCCUGGCCGACACGCACAUCCUGGAGCUGGAGCAGGAGUGCGGCGGGCCCGAGGGCGGCCCGGCCCCGGAGGACGCGGGCGGCGCCGUGAAGGACGGCGGGCGGCGGAAGGCCAAGGACGUGGAGCUGCUGUACGAGGAGCUGCAGAAGGAGCUGUGGGCGGUGGUCCGGGAGUCCCUGCGCUCGCCCACCGCCGGGCCCAACCUGGGCCUGGUGGUUCAGGUGCUGCAGCAGGAGGAGCUGGUAGACGCGGGCCGGCCGGCCGCGGGCGGUCCGAGACCGCGGCAGCUGAAGCGGCGCUGGAGGGAAGCGGUGGAGGACGCGGCCGACGGCUCGCUGCCUCAGAAGACCGAGUUCACGGCCGGGGAGCUGGCCGGCUACCUGGACAGCAUCCGGGCCCGCGUGGUCGACGACCUGGACGCCGCCAAGAGGAACGUGGUCGACAUUUACCCCGGGGAGUACCAGGCCCUGCAGGUGUACACGCGCAGUUACCACCAGGCGGUCGCUAGGCGACUGCAGGCCAUCACCGAGCAGCAGAUGCAGAUCACCGACAUUUACUCACUGCUCGACUGGCUGUACAACAUAUACAACAGGGAUGUUUUGGCCAAGGUGUGCGUGUCCGACCCUUUGAGAGGCUCUCAGCUGGGACCUCUGCUGCCUUCGGAGGUCGUGGACAGGCUGGGACAAGACUGCCUCAACUCUGUCAGGGCUAAAGUCACCACCGAGUUGAGUCAGGUGCUGGACGAGGAGGAGAGGAGGUGGAUGGAGACGCUGCACGUGGAGGAGUACCAAAUCCCUCUGGCAAAAAACAUCAUACAGAGGCUACAAAUUGAUCUGGAACGUUCCGCCUCCAUCAACAGAACUUUGGGCUCCAGAGUGGCUCAGUGCAGCCUCAAUGGCCUGGCGGACUUCCUCUACUGUUUCCAGCGUAAAGUUGAGAUGUUUCACGAGGGGAUGCAGAGCGGAAUGUUUGGCGAGCACGAAGACGGAUACGUGUCCAAAACAGUUGCGCUCGUCAACUGCUGCCCACCGUUCAGAGGUUUCGUGCAGCGUUGCAUUCCGUGCGAGACGAUGACGACGGCUAGCGACGAUUCGCUGCGGCGCGCCUACAGAGCGCUCGAUCACAUCGUCCAGCAGGGGGUGCGAGUGCUCUCCGAGCGCCUCUUCCUCCACAUCAGGCCAUUCUUCGAGCGCUUGGUGAAGAGAAAGUGGCUGAAUAACACGGAGGCGUACGAACAGAUUGAAGCGGCCAUCAAGGAGCACUUCAAGAAAUAUCACAGGAUGGACGACCCUCCCUACCAGCUGCUGGUGGCGGAGGUUCACCGGCGUGUCCUGAUGGAGUACCUUCGCUCUGUGAUGCGAGGGCGAAUCAUCUGCACGUCGCUCAAGAUGAGGAAGAGGAUGGCCGGACGGCUCCGAGACGAAGGACGGCAGAUCAAAGCCCUUUUCAAGGACCUGGAGUCUCCGUCGAGCUGGUUGGACGGAGCUCUGUCUCACAUCUCGGAGCUCAUCCAGCUGGAGGAUGUUCCCUCCAUCCAGAUGGAGGUCGGAGUUCUGGUGCAAGAGUUUCCAGACGUCAGGAAGAAGCAUGUGUCGGCCAUCCUGAACAUCCGCGGCAUGACGCGACAACGCGAGCGGCAGGAAAUCCUCAACAUCGUCAAGGACAUCGAGAGCGGCGACGGCGGCGCGGGAGCCGGGGGUGCCGGCGGCGGCGGCGGGGGUCUGGCCCGGGUGACCCGGGACCGCGCCCUCUUCUCCGAGGUGCCCGUGACUUCCGAGGUCCACUGCCUGAACGUGGGCCUGAGCCGCGUGGCCCUCGCCGCCUCCUCCUGCUACGUCGCGCUGUGCCCCCGCGGACGGAAGGCCCGGACGUCGACGCGCGACAACCCGGACGACGUCCUCUGAGGCGAAGAUUUCAAAGCAUUCUAUUGCUUUUCAUGCAUUUUCACCAGUUUUGAAGUCAAAUAACUCUUCAAGGCCUCCGCAAAUUCUCUUCACUCUGUUUCUAUGUAGGCCACCUCGAUGCUAAGCUAAGACAACCCCCGCCCCCCAAAAAAAGCAAAUGCACGUGGAUGGACAGAUGGAUGGAUGAUGAGAUGACAGAUGGUUGGAUGGACCACUCAAAGAAAGAAAAACGUGUUUUUGUAUGUGUGGAUGGAUGGGCCACAUCAAAAGAGAGCAAUAGAUUUAUGUAUGGAAGGAUGCAUGACAGAGAGAGGGAGAGAUGGAUAGAACACAAAAGAAAGAUUUGGAUGGAUGAAUAAUCAGGUGAUACUGUGUAUGGAUGUAUUGAUGAUGGAUGGAUGAGCACAUUAAAGAAAUCUAAGUAGAUGGAUGAUGGAUGGACCACAUAAAAAAAACGAGCAAUCGAUAAAUGGAUGGAUGGAUGAUGGCUGAAGGAAAAGAUAGAGAUGAUUGAUGGAUGAAUGAAAGAAACAUCAAAGAAAGAAAGUUAGCUAAUGCUACACUAAUAGCAAGGAGCAUUUUUAGCGAACUGAACUUCUGGCUACUUCCAAAUGUCUGAAGGAAGUUUUUUUUUUUUGGCGAGGGGCGAACUUUCGGAUGAAUUCAUCUUUUCUGACCAGCAUUCCUGAUUGUGCUCCUGCGGUGAUGAUCUGGGAGCAGGAUUCCAUCAGGAACAUUGGACACUCUUCUGUCUUUUUCUUCUCCCUUCUGUUGUUGCACAUGAUGGAAAACGCAUAGAAAUAUGAAUCACGGUACUAGAUGACGUCAUUCUGAUUGUAUUUCAGACAAAUGUUUGGGUGGUUAAUUAUGAUCACUGAUUGAGAUGUCGUGUUAAAAAAAGACCAAACAAUUCACUGACAUUCUAAUGAUUAACUUUUAUUGUACAUGCAGAUUUUCUUUUUAUGGAUUUGAAAGAUCAACAGCAGGAAAGAAGACUAACUCACAUGUAAGUUAUUAGUAGUAACUGGCACUGAUUCUUGUUUGUGGCUGUUGAUGAACAUUCCGUUAAAAAUUAGUUACUCAGUAGACAUCUGCCCACCAAAUAGGCACUUUUUCCAGGAUAAAACGCAGAUGAAAGUUUAUUGAUUGACUCGUCUUCUGUCAACUUUGUAUAUGUGGACGUAUGUAAAUUGAUUAGCGACAAUAAAAGUAGAUUCUGUCGA
Messenger RNA from Phycodurus eques (leafy seadragon), 6222 nucleotides. It is a transcript of the gene exoc3l2b, whose product is annotated as exocyst complex component 3-like 2b. Gene Ontology annotation, cellular component: exocyst. The record is from RefSeq and is a predicted model, not a curated record. NCBI's taxonomy places the organism in Eukaryota, Metazoa, Chordata, Actinopteri, Syngnathiformes, Syngnathidae. Gene Ontology annotation, biological process: exocytosis; exocyst localization. Bases 2375 to 4999 code for a protein of 874 amino acids. The transcript is spliced from 15 exons. Gene Ontology annotation, molecular function: SNARE binding.